This is a messenger RNA of Gilbertella persicaria, 3168 nucleotides long. RefSeq names its product Metalloenzyme, LuxS/M16 peptidase-like protein. Gene Ontology annotation, molecular function: metal ion binding; metalloendopeptidase activity. NCBI's taxonomy places the organism in Eukaryota, Fungi, Mucoromycota, Mucoromycetes, Mucorales, Choanephoraceae. The record is from RefSeq and is a predicted model, not a curated record. Gene Ontology annotation, biological process: peptide catabolic process. Gene Ontology annotation, cellular component: mitochondrion; cytosol. The transcript is spliced from 9 exons. The coding region runs from base 1 to 3168 and encodes 1055 amino acids.
AUGGUCUCUGCUAUUUCUUUAAAUGAUACAGACUGGAAAAAGAAUCAAUAUUUUUCAGUAUACACUAAACCUUUAGAGAAAUCAGACAGUGACAGUAGAGAGUAUCGUCUGAUCCAACUUGCUAAUCAACUUCAAGUCUUGUUGAUCCAAGAUCCAGAAACAGAUCGUGCAAGUGCUGCGCUCGAUGUUCAUGUUGGAAGCCAUAGUGAUCCUGAACAACUUCAAGGCUUGGCUCAUUUUUGUGAACAUUUGUUGUUUAUGGGAACUAAAAAGUAUCCUAAAGAAAACGAUUACUAUAGUUACUUGUCAGAACAUUCAGGCCAUGCAAAUGCAUAUACAGGAACAGAAAACACAAACUAUUUUUUCGAAGUGGGUCACCAAUGGCUAGAAGGUGCAUUGGAUCGCUUCUCGCAUUUCUUUAUCGACCCUUUAUUCUCCAAGAGUUGCACAGAGCGAGAGAUUCGAGCAGUGGAUUCAGAACAUAAAAAGAACCUACAGUCAGAUUGUUGGCGAAUCGCUCAAGUAGAGAAAAGUCUGAGUAGUCCUCAUCACCCAUGGCAUUUAUUUCAAAUAGGCAAUUUGGAAACAUUAAUGGACACUCCAAAGAAGCUUGGAUUAGAUAUUCGACAAGAAUUGCUUAAAUUUCAUGAAACUUACUACUCGGCCAAUAUCAUGAAAUUGGUUGUCAUUGGAAGAGAAUCUUUGGAUCAAUUGACCGAAUGGGUGGUUGAUAAAUUCUCUAGUGUGGCAAAUAAGGAUAUUGCUGUCCCUUCAUUUCCUGGUCAUCCAUUGACUAAAAAUGAACUCAUGAAACAGAUUUUUGUUAAGCCUGUCAAGAAGACUCGUACUUUAGACAUCACUUUUCCUUUUCCAGACCAAAAGCCUUACUGUGAAAGCCAGCCUGCGCAUUAUAUCUCACAUUUGACAGGCCAUGAAGGCCCUGGAUCUGUUCUUUCCUUUCUUAAAAAAAAGAAUUGGGCUACUUAUCUAAAUUCUGGCAUGUGUCUUGAUGGCAUUGGAUACGGAUUCUUUCAUGUCAGUGUAGAUUUAACAGAACAAGGCCUAGCUCAUUAUGAAGAUGUUGUGAUGGCUAUUUUCGAGUACUUUGAGCUUAUCAAAGAAGCAGGUGUCAAAAAGUGGAUUUUUGACGAAAUCAAAUCAUUAGCAGAGAUUGAAUUCAGGUUUUCAGAGAAAUGUUCACCUUCGCAAUACACCUCGUUUUUGUCUGCUCAGAUGCAAGAAGGUCUGCCACCUCAAUGGACCAUCAGUGGCUCUGCAUUGUUACGAAAAUACGAUCCUGUUAUUAUUGAACAACACAUGUCUUUACUUCGACCUGAUAAUUUUAGAUUGACAUUAGCUUCUCAAGAGUUUCCAGAAGGUGUACAAUGCACUCGGGUUGAAAAAUGGUAUUCAACAGAAUAUGAAGCAUUGCCAUUAAGCGAGCAAUUGAUGGCUAAAUUGAAAUAUGUCUCCAAGAAUCCAGAAUUUACAUUACCUGCUAUCAAUGAAUUUAUUCCUUCAAAACUUGAUAUAGACCGUGUCGUAGUUGAGAAUAGAAAGACACAGCCUGAAUUGAUUCAAGAUACACCUAUGAAUAGAAUUUGGUACAAAAAAGAUGAUACAUUUUGGAUACCCAAGACAAAUGUAUGGAUCUUGUUUAAGAACCCAUUGACUUAUGCUUCUCCUUAUUAUUCAGUCUUGACGGAUUUGUAUAUUAGUCUAUUGAUGGAUUCAUUAUCAGAAUACUCUUAUAAUGCCGAGGUAGCAGGCUUAUCCUAUUACCUUAGUCAAGAUACAAAAGGGAUUUCACUUUAUAUAGGUGGAUACAGUGAUAAGCUGCCUUUGCUGUUGGAAAAAGUGAUUGAUAAAAUGAAGCAUAUGCGUAUUGAGCCCCAUCGUUUCAGUAUAUUCAAAGACGAAAUCACCCGUGCCUAUGAAAACUUUUCUUUAGAAGCACCUUUUCAACACUCUAUUUACUACAUGGGCUCUCUUUUUCAUCAAAACAUUUGGACUUACAACGAACAUUUGUCUGAAAUCAAGCAUAUCAGCGUACAAGACGUACAGGCAUUCAUUCCUUCCAUCUUGGGCAGUCUCCAUAUUGAAGGUUUAGUCCAUGGAUCAUUAGAAAAAGAACAAGCGAUUCGAAUGUUUGCUUCCAUUCAAACCAUGUUGCAACCUCGUCCUUUGACACCGAACCAAUUUUUGGGUGAGCGUGCCACUGUUGUACCUCAAGGCCAUCAAUACGUAUAUUCUUUAAACGUCACUGACCUUGAAGAAGUCAAUUCGGCUAUCAGUCAUUAUUCACAAAUCUGUAGUGUCAAAAAUAUUCCCUUACGAAACAGGCUGAAUUUGGUUGCUCAAAUAGCUCAGGAACCUUGUUUCAAUCAGCUUCGUACGCGCGAACAAUUAGGCUAUAUGGUCUUUAGUGGUAGCAAGCGUUACUUGGAUAUGUUGGCUUUCCGUGUGCUGAUCCAAAGCGAACGGGAUCCUGUCUAUCUUGAGAACCGCGUCUUGGAAUUUUUAGAAUCACUAAGGACAAUCAUUGCUGAUAUGAAUGAAGCAGACUAUCAAUCUCAAGUAGACUCAUUAAUAGCAGAACGACAAGAAAAGUUUCAAAACCUGUAUGAAGAAGGACAAAAGUACUGGAUUGAAAUCGAAUCAGGCUAUUAUGAAUUUGAUGAUAUUCAAAAAGAUGUCAAGGAACUGGGCUUAAUUACACAAGCAUCUCUGUUGGAGUUUUACGACCAGUUCAUCAUGCCUAGUGCUCCUCAAAACAGUACAGUCUCUGUCCAUAUGUUAUCUCAAAAGACACCAUUGGCUGUAGAAGAACUCAAUGUUGAACUACUUUACCCUGUAUUGACCUACUUGGGAUUGAUAGACAAAACCAUGUCUGAAGGUGAUUUCAAGGCAUUAAUUGCUGACCAUGCAGCUCACACCGAGUCCGAGCUAAGAAGCUGUCUAGUGGAUGUGCUUGAAUUAUCAGAAACAAAUAUAGACCAAGUUGUUUAUAAAAUCAAACAAGGCCCAAGUGAACUCUCUAAGCGUGACCACACCAAGCUGCCCGAGAAUUAUAGAGCUAUUGUAGAUCCUGUUCAAUUCAAACGUAGUAUGCCUUUAUCUGCUGCUGCUGUAUCAUGUUAUCCUUUUACAACUCUAUCAUGUAUCUAA